AAAUCCCUCCCCGUCCCGUGAAAUAAAAGCGGCGUUCCUUCUUUUGUUGUGUCAGUUGCUCCCUGCUUUCCUCCGAUCGGAUCGCGCAAGCCAAGGUCUACUCGCGCAGUUCGUUAAGAGAGAGACGCGCUCAGAGGGAGGAAAAGCAGGCCUCGUGGUACGCGUCCUUUUUUUAGAGAUUCCUCUUCCUCAGAUUUUGCGUGGAAUUGUCGAUUGAAGAGAGAUGUUUCUGUUAAUUAUGGUUAUAGACGAGGUGUUUAUGUUGAUAUUGCAACAACUUGUUAUAAAACGGUAGCCACUCCAGAAAAUGUCAGGUCGAAAGGAAACCGUUCUAGAUUUGGCAAAGUUUGUUGACAAGGGUGUGCAAGUCAAACUCACAGGUGGAAGACAAGUAACAGGUACUCUGAAAGGGUAUGACCAGCUUCUGAACCUUGUGCUAGAUGAAGCAAUAGAGUUUCUGAGAGAUCCGGAUGAUCCACUGAAGACAACAGAUCAAACGAGGCCUCUUGGUCUGAUUGUUUGUAGGGGAACUGCUGUAAUGCUAGUGUCCCCAACAGAUGGGACAGAUGAGAUUUCCAACCCCUUUGUUCAACCUGAUGGAGCUUAAAUCUUGUGGCCACAAUGAGUCCUUUUGAAUUCUCACUAAUGAGUUUGUCCAAGUAAUCGAUUAUAUGUGAUUGACUAAUCAACUUCUUCUCUUUUGUUCU
This is a messenger RNA of Amborella trichopoda, 707 nucleotides long. Its product is annotated as Small nuclear ribonucleoprotein family protein. The record is from RefSeq and is a predicted model, not a curated record. Gene Ontology annotation, molecular function: RNA binding. NCBI's taxonomy places the organism in Eukaryota, Viridiplantae, Streptophyta, Magnoliopsida, Amborellales, Amborellaceae. Gene Ontology annotation, cellular component: U2-type prespliceosome; spliceosomal tri-snRNP complex; U12-type spliceosomal complex. Gene Ontology annotation, biological process: nuclear-transcribed mRNA catabolic process; mRNA splicing, via spliceosome.